AUGCGGCGAUAUUAUGGAAAAUUUGAGAGCGUCUUGCGGCAGCAGACAUUAGCACUGCGUUUUAAAUUAUCUCCUGGCGAGAGACUCACGACGGUUAUUAUUCCGCAUUCAAUUUCUAUUCAACGACGCAGUUAUCACGACUACUCGAGACAGACCGCAUACCCGCCACCGCCUUCCCCUUCUUCCAUGCAGCAGCCGCCAGUCCCGCCAUAUGUAUACCAGGGAGGUCCACCGGUCCCACCAAUAUUCAAUAAUCAGCGGGUGAACCCAACAGGAUUUUUGGGCGCAGCAGUACCGGAAUUGGGAACCAAAGAACGGCCGAUAUUUGUUCUCUCGGCUCCUCAACAGGCAUCGUGGGCAACGCGACUGUGGCUGUUGCUACUUCUUGGAAUAGGGUUUAGUUGCAUAUUGAAUCUUCUUGAUGAAUUAAGUACCCGAAUUCAGGAAAAUAAUUCAUCCGUGAGGGCUUCUGCUAUUUCACGAGGGGCAAUUACAGGCAUGUUCGGGUCUGCCGAUGUGAAACCUGUGGACCUAAAUGAUCUUGAUGUCACAUUUGACUCGAUUCGUGGCUGUGAUGAGGCAAAAAAGGAGCUUGAAGAUAUUGUUGAGUUUCUCAAGGACCCAGAACGAUUUUACUAUUUGGGAGGGCGACUUCCAAAGGGUGCAUUGCUGGUCGGUCCCCCUGGAUGCGGCAAGACGAUGCUCGCUAAGGCCAUUGCAAAGGAGGCUGGUGUGAACUUCUUCUACGCCACAGGGAGCGAAUUUGACGAAAUGUAUGUAGGCGUCGGCUCACGUCGUGUCCGGGAAUUAUUUGCAGCUGCAAAAGCAAACUCCCCUGCCCUAAUCUUCAUUGAUGAAAUUGAUGCCUUAGGCGGUAAACGAUCGAGAACAGAUCACGCCUAUUCCCGUAUGACACUAAAUCAACUUUUGGCUGAGAUGGAUGGAUUCAGUUCGAAGGAGUCAAUUAUUGUUCUGGCAGCCACGAAUACUCCGGAUGCCUUGGACAAGGCUCUGACUCGUCCUGGACGUUUUGAUACAACAAUUUCUGUCGAUCCACCGGAUAUGAAAGGUCGUGAAGAAGUAUUAGAGGUAUAUUUAAACAAGGUGAAGGCGGAUGCUUCUGUUAAAGCUCAAGAAAUCGCUCGUGGAACAACCGGUUUUACUGGUGCAGAGCUGAGCAAUUUGGUUAAUAUUGCAGCAAUUCGAGCCGCGGUUCUUCAUAAAACUGCCAUAACUGUAGAGGAUGUUGAGUACGCCAAAGAUCGUGUGAUGAUGGGUGCGGAGAGUAAGAAGAUCAUUCCUGAAGAAGAACGACGGGUGACGGCGUACCAUGAAGGGGGCCAUGCUUUAGCGGCAAUUCUUCUAGAGAAGGAAGGUGCAGAUCCUGUGCACAAGGCAACAAUUGUUCCUCGAGGCAACGGUAUCAUGGGACUUGUACAACAAUUGCCUGAAAAGGACAAGUACAGCCAACGAAAAAAGCAGUGUUUGGCGCGACUUAAAGUUUGCCUUGCAGGGCGCGUGGGUGAAGAGAUCUUGCUUGGGGUAGAUGACGUGACCACUGGUGCCAGCUCGGAUUUCCAUCAGGCGACGCAGAUGGCGCGGAAUAUGGUAAGGCGCUUUGGAUUUAGUGAAGAUCUCGGCUUUGUUGACUAUGAGUCUUCAGACACGCCAGAGGGUGCGUACAUGUCGGAAGAAACAAAAAGGAAAAUAGAAAAGGAGGUCGCUUCCCUCCUAAAAGACUCAUAUAAGGAGGUUAAAGAAAUACUCCUUGUGCACCGGAAGGAAUUGGACUCUGUCGCUCAACAUCUCCUGCAGCACGAGACCCUCUCGGGUGAAGAAAUGAAACGAAUUUUGAAGGGUGAGGUGUUGCCGGCAAGGCCUACAAAAGAAAAUCUUCAGGCUUCAUCUACGCAGAAGCCACCCAAGGGCUCGGACGGGAUGAAAGGGAGGCGUCGCCCCGUGCCGAUUUCUUAA
Messenger RNA from Trypanosoma cruzi, 1974 nucleotides. RefSeq names its product mitochondrial ATP-dependent zinc metallopeptidase, putative. The coding region runs from base 1 to 1974 and encodes 657 amino acids. Gene Ontology annotation, cellular component: chloroplast thylakoid. The record is from RefSeq and is a predicted model, not a curated record. The transcript has a single exon. Lineage: Eukaryota; Euglenozoa; Kinetoplastea; Trypanosomatida; Trypanosomatidae. Gene Ontology annotation, molecular function: ATP hydrolysis activity; metalloendopeptidase activity; ATP-dependent peptidase activity. Gene Ontology annotation, biological process: proteolysis.